Molecule: messenger RNA, 3323 nt
Organism: Artibeus jamaicensis (Jamaican fruit-eating bat)
Lineage: Eukaryota; Metazoa; Chordata; Mammalia; Chiroptera; Phyllostomidae
Gene: ELK3
Product: ETS transcription factor ELK3
Exons: 5
Coding region: 388-1596 (402 amino acids)
Biological process (GO): regulation of transcription by RNA polymerase II; cell differentiation
Cellular component (GO): nucleus
Molecular function (GO): DNA-binding transcription factor activity, RNA polymerase II-specific; sequence-specific DNA binding
Source: RefSeq, a predicted model, not a curated record
GGCGCGGUGCGGACGGGCGCGCGGGGCGAGGCGGCGGAGUAUGCGCGGGCCUGGGCGGCCAGCCCCGGCGCACAGCCGCGGCCGGGGCGCGCGGCGCGGGGCGGAAAAGCCUGUUUACACAGACUGCACACCGCCUGGGGAAUAAUGCAGUAAAGGAAGUGAGCCGGCUCGGCCUGACUGCUCCAACUUCCUGCUCUCACACACACCAGAGGGGAAAAAAAAAGAGGAGUGAGAGAAAGAAAAAAAGGGGGGAAAAAUCAGGAUCUCAUUACAAGAGCAACAGACCGUCUGCAGACGCCUGUCAGCAUGGAAAGUCGGGGGCUUUCGCCCGGUUCCUCCUAGAAAUUCCCUCGAAGAAGGAUCUUGAAAGCUCCCCCACAUCUGGGUAUGGAGAGUGCAAUCACGCUGUGGCAGUUCCUGUUGCAGUUGCUGCUGGACCAGAAACAUGAGCAUCUGAUCUGCUGGACCUCCAACGAUGGUGAAUUCAAGCUCCUCAAAGCAGAAGAAGUGGCCAAACUGUGGGGACUCCGAAAAAACAAAACAAACAUGAACUACGAUAAGCUGAGCAGAGCCCUGCGAUACUAUUAUGACAAGAACAUCAUUAAGAAGGUGAUCGGGCAGAAGUUUGUGUACAAGUUUGUCUCCUUCCCGGAGAUCCUGAAGAUGGACCCUCACGCCGUGGAGAUCAGCCGGGAGAGCCUUCUCCUGCAGGACCGGGACUGCAAGGCGGCCCCCGAGGGCCGCGAGGCGCACAGACACGGCCUGUCGGCCCUCAAAGGCACCAGCCGCAACGAAUACAUCCACUCAGGCCUGUACUCGUCCUUCACCAUUAAUUCCCUGCAGAACCCACCGGAAGCCUUCAAGGCCAUCAAGACGGAGAAGCUGGAGGAGCCACCAGAGGACAGCCCUCCCGUGGAAGAAGUCAGGACUGUCAUCAGGUUUGUGACCAAUAAAACCGACAAGCACGUCAGCAGGCCCGUGGUGUCCCUGCCCUCCACCUCCGAAGCCUUCCUGGCCUCCUCCGUCUCAGCCAAGAUCUCCUCUUUAAUGUUGCCGAAUGCCGCCAGCAUCUCGUCGGCCUCGCCCUCCUCCUCUCGGUCCCCCUCCCUGUCCCCCAACUCGCCCCUCCCUUCCGAACACAGAAGCCUCUUCCUGGAGGCCGCCUGCCAUGACUCGGAUUCCCUAGAGCCCUUGAACCUGUCAUCGGGCUCCAAGACCAGGUCUCCAUCUCUUCCCCCAAAGGCCAAAAAGCCCAAAGGCUUGGAAAUCUCUGCGCCUCCGCUGGUGCUCUCCGGCACCGACCUCGGCUCCAUCGCCCUCAACAGCCCCGCCCUGCCCUCAGGCUCCCUCACCCCAGCCUUCUUCACUGCACAGACACCAAAUGGACUGCUCCUGACCCCGAGUCCGCUGCUGUCCAGCAUACAUUUCUGGAGCAGCCUCAGUCCAGUUGCUCCACUGAGUCCCGCCCGGCUGCAAGGGCCAAACACGCUGUUCCAGUUCCCAACACUGCUCAAUGGCCACAUGCCAGUGCCAAUCCCCAGUCUGGACAGAGCUGCUUCUCCAGUACUGCUUUCGUCGAAUUCUCAGAAGUCCUGAUGACAUCUGGCCACAACUAAAGACUCAUUAACUGAUGAAACAAAUUUGUCCCCAUGGGCUAGUUUACCUGUGUCAUGAGAAGGACUUUGUGAAACCCUGUUAAUUUGGUUUGCACUUUUCAUAACAUGGAUGGUCUAUAUGUUAGCAUUUUAAAAACUUUUUUUUAUAUUCAAGUAUAUAUGAAAUCUGUUUUGCAUUAAGCGAAUUUUAAUAUUUUUUAUAUCCUCUUAGCUCUUAAGUGUUGAACACUGUUGACAGUGAAGAACUUUUCUUAAUGGUUUUCAGUGUAACUAAUUAAGGAUGUGAAGCUUUUUUCUCUUUAAUUCUGCAUAUGCUGAACUGUGCUUAUGUAUUAUGUACACCAUUAACCAGCUGUGCCUUCCUUUGCAUUUAGUUUUAUGUAAAUGAUUUAUAUAUUUUUAGUAUUAAGAGAAAAUGUUUGAAAGACAAAAAUUAGUAUCAAACAACUCUAGUAGAAUUUCAUUGUUUUUCACAAGUAGGCAAUAUGAAAGCAUAGUCAUAUUAUUUUUUUUUGCUUUCAAUUAUAAGAAUUGCCUUAGAAUCUCUUUUGAACUGAAAUUCAAUAAAUGUAAUGUCCAAGUAAUGUUUUUAUAAGAAGAAACUAAGCCAUAUUUAGACAAUAAACAUCCAUAAAAAAUGUUCGAAAGUGCAUUUUUGUAAGGGAUGUGAAAGGCUAGCCUCCCAGCCGUUUACAGUCUUUUGGACUCCUCCCAAACAAAAAAACCUGAGAUGGAAAAGCUACAUCAAGUUCAUUCUGUCCUACCCCCAGAAUAUUUUCUAGGUUCGCAUAAUCUGUUUUCAAACAAUUAGCCUUGGUUCUCCCUGUUCUCCAUCCAUAGAGAAUCACACCCCUCUGAUACAUUUCCUGUAUCACUGAGUUAAGGUUUCCCCAAAGCCCCGGAACUGUCACAUUUAAAAAGCCCACGCUUUGGAAGGGGCUCACAGACUGGUGAUGAAUGCAAACACUGCAGGAACAGUUCUGAAACACGAGGUGUCGUCAUGUGUACAGGUAUAUAGCCUUGCUUGUGGAAAUGGAGGUCAUUACUAAAUUGAGGGUGAGAAAUGAAAAAAAUCUGAUACAAUGAAUGGAAGAUUCUUCAGAAACCUCAUCACUGUUGAACUGAACUGAUGCUAACAAUUUCGAACACUAAAUUAUUUUGUGUAGUUUAGAGCAGUACUACUAACAGGAAUAUAACUUCUGUUCCUUCAAAAAAAAACCCCAGCAGGCACCACUCUAAGGCAUCAUUCUGUACCAUAUGGAAGUCCUAGAGGUAAGAGAACUGGAAAAUGCCCAGGACUUUCAACUCAAGAUCAGUUAACUGCCAUCCUUAAAUGAAGUAACAGGCACCAAUUUGAAAUGUGACUAAAUAAUUAAUUGAUCUAAACCAGGCAUUAAAUAGCAGGGAUAAAAAAACAAUGCUUGCAAAAACAAAAAUAUUUCUGGAAUUCUCAAAAAUAUCUAAACUUUCGUUAGGAUACAAAUGGUGAGAUUUUUCAAUUGGAAUUGAGCAUCUCUGUGUGAGGGGAUGGAUGCCCUAGGAAAAAUGCAAACAUCCCAACAUGCAUCUUUGAAUACAAAAUAAUGGAGCCGAUUCCAAAAUCCAGACACUACUGUCAUGGGCUAAGGAUAAUUCUGUACAAAAAUAGUUGGUCCAGCUGAUAUUUUACAAACACAAAACGUUAAGAGUUAGAAAGAGAAUCCCCAU